GCGGCGGCGGCGGCGGCGGCGGCGGCGGCGGCGGCGGCGGCGGCGGCGGCAGCCGAAACGCGGGGAUGGCGGGUGCCGGGAGCGAAGCCCGGUUUGCCGGGUUGUCGCUGGUGCAGCUCAACGAGCUGCUGGAGGACGAGGGGCAGCUGACAGAGAUGGUGCAGAAGAUGGAGGAGACGCAGAAUGUUCAGCUUAACAAAGAAAUGACGCUGGCCAGCAACCGGAGCCUGGCAGAAGGAAACCUUCUCUACCAGCCCCAGCUGGACUCUCUGAAAGCACGUUUGACCCAAAAAUACCAGGAACUCCAGGUGCUCUUUGAAGCCUAUCAGAUAAAAAAGACCAAAUUAGAUAAACAGUCCAGCAGCGCUUCCUUGGAGACCCUGUUAGCACUUCUGCAGGCGGAAGGGGCCAAGAUCGAGGAGGACACCGAGAACAUGGCAGAGAAGUUUCUCGAUGGAGAGCUUCCCCUGGACUCCUUCAUUGAUGUCUAUCAGAGCAAGCGGAAACUGGCCCACAUGCGAAGGGUUAAAAUCGAGAAGCUCCAGGAGAUGGUGCUGAAGCGGCAGAGACUUCCACAGGGCCUGCCGCCGGCCCCGCUGCCCCCCAGGGUGCCCGAGCCAGCGCCCACUGCCCCCCUGCCCUACCCCUCCCCGGAGGCCAGCGGGCCCCCCUCCGCGGUGCCUCGGCGCAUCCCUCCCCCACCGCCCCUGGUGCCUGCGGGACGCUUAGCCACGCCAUUCGCCGCCGCCCUGAGCUCAGGACAGGGCCCCCCGCACCCAGUGGCGCAGUGCCCACCGCUGCCCCCGCGCGGGGGCCUCCCCGCACAGCAGGGCUUCUCCCUGCAGCAGUUUGUGUUGCCACCGUACCCGCCGGCGCUGCCCCAGAGACCCCCGCCCCGGCUGCCUCCGCACCAGCCAGGCUUCAUCCUCCAGUGAGCGGCCCUCGUCCUCCCCGUGAGACUCCCUCGCCGGCGCCUGCUGGCCGGGUCCGCGCACGCAGAUGGAGGCCGUGAGCACCGGCUGCUCUGCCAGGGGCUCUGGUGCUCGGGCCAGGGUGUCCAUCUGGUUGUAGAGCCGUAGGUCAGCGGUAAGCACACGUAGAACCCUGGUUGUGGACACCUAGGCGGUUGUGCGCUGGGCCUCAGCCGGGCAUCCCGUGGUCGCGCUGGUUUGUGUUCUCGGUAUGAUUCCUCAGUCUGGCGUUGAAUUUGUGAGUUUGGGGAAAGUCGUCGUCUCCCCCCACCCCGCCCCCCGCCUCCGUUCCCAUGUAGGAUCGUGGUCCUCCCGUUGCAGCUUUAUUUAAUAAGCAUGGUUCAUCAUUUCUGCUUUAUUUUCAAGACAGUUCUGUGGGUCCCAGCCCACUGCCCACCGCGGCCUCUGGUGGGGGCCGGUCGGGUGGGCCAGCCCGGAAGGUGCUUCCUGAACCCGUGUGGGGCGGGCAGUCCUCAGAGUCCCUCCCUCCCCCGAGCCUGGAUGCUUCAAAGCCACCCUCGGAGUUUGCACUCGGCCCCCUGCCACGUCCAGGGGCCGGGCGAGCUGCGGCGGGUGAGGAGGUGGCCGGGAGCUGAACUUGGCACAGCAGAUGACGGCCCCAGCUCCUCCUCUGCCUCCGCCUCGAGCCAGCCCGAGGCUCUCUAUGAAGAAGUACUCCUCCAAUAUUUUUACUAUGUGUGUGAUUUUCCUGUUUUAUAUUGGGAAAGAAAACUUUUUUGACACUCAUAAGACCAUUCAGGGAAACUUUAUGAAAAAUGCACAUACUGUUCUGAGCAGGUUGAGAGUGCAGAUGAAGUGAACGCAGUUUCCUUUCUUGCAAGCAGUGCACGGUCGCCCCCGCGGGGCCCGUGCUGUGCCUUAGCUUACCUGGUGCCAGGAGUGGCCGGACAGGCGCUGGGGCGGCGUCACCGGCCGCUGCUGCCCCGGCGGCUCUGCGUUCCGGGAGGGGCUUGUCUGCGUUCCUUGUUGUGUUGCAGGUGGAAGAAAAGCCCACCCGCCUUGAACCAGAAUGCCCUUAGCCAAUAUUCUCUGCCUCUGGCUGGGCCUUGGGGCAGGGGUGUGACAGAGGGAUGCCAGCAGCAUCUCAGCUCAGUCUGGAGAAAGCCUGCCCCUCAGUGUUAGGGAGGUACCAACAAUCUCCGAUGCUCUGGCAACACCACGGGCUGUGCCUGCCCCCUGGGUUCUCAUCCGCAUGUGCCACGUGUGCCGGAUUCCCAGGGCCCCAGGCGGGGCUGGGGGUAGCGUUGCCACCCACCUGUUGACCAAAAAAGGCCCGUGUGCUCAGGUGUGGAACUCCUGACUCUGGCCUGUGACUCCCCAACUGGCUGCUGCCCAGGUGACAGAAUCCAGGCAGAGCUCAAAUGGGGUCUGUCCCGGCAGGCCCUGGGCGAGGCCACCAACCUUUGUCCUCAGUUACUGUACAUUUCUACUCCUGGACUUGAACUCCUGCUGUAUUGUAAUUGUUUUUAAAGAGAACAGCUGUAUAGGACGAUUUACUGCCCUGCCAAUCAGGUGGGCCUGUUAACGCCUGUGUCUCUCGAGAGUGGUGCCACCCAGCCCUUUACCUCUGCCGCCUGCAAGGGGCGCAGCCAAACGUGUGCGCUCGGUGUUGAUGUGGGGGAGGGGCCGCCAGGCUGGCCUUGCCGUCUCCAGGGCCACAUCUGAACUGUGCUUGUAAAGCUGUUAAGACCCCUUUUAAUAAAUAGAGAAUUGUUAAUAACGGCCCUGUCCUUUAUUUGCCUGGGGACCCUCAUGACGUGUUUGGUUCUAGAGCAUCAGCAGUCAGCGUUCCAACAGCGAGGCUGACUGGUGUGGCUCUGAAGUUACAAAAACUAAAGGCCACUGAGGUGGUUGGUCUUGAUCCGAGAAUCUCAAAUGUGCACCAAAAGAGGCAGAAGGAAGCGCGCUCCUCCUGUGUCGGGGUGUCUUUGGGGUUUUAGCCGCCCUGCCAGGGCCUCAGCAGGGGACUCAGGGUGCCCCCUGGGCUCAGUUCCCCCCCGCCCCGGCUUCUGUCCACAGGCCGGCUGCACAGCUGAUGGAAACUCUACUUAGAACAUUCUCUGCUGAUUUCAAGUAAAUGAUACAAUCCUGUGGCCGGCAUUCUGCUCUGAGACUCGCCCACAGUGGCUGCUGGGAAGCUUACAGCCAAAUCUGCAGUCCACCCCCCCUUGGGGGCGCUGGGCUGGACAGAGCCACGUGUGAUUCUCUCCUCCCUCGUCGGGGCUGCUUUGCUCACGGGACAUCCAGGGAGGACCAGUGCCUGACCUCAGCCGGACUGGUAGGUGCUGCGCGCACUGCGGGGCUCCACCGCGACGUGUGCUCACUGAGGACCUAGGUGCAGUCGGCUCACACCAGCCUUCACUGGUUUGGAUUUGGUGAGAGAACCAUCUGCUUUAGUCUGUUUGCCGAAGCUGUUUUCCUUGCAAAUAAGGACCAGACACUGCUCCCUCUCACUGCCCUUCCAGUUCACGGAGGCUAGUUUUCAAAGCCCUUUCUCACCUGACCACACCCGCCCCCUCACAGCCCCAUUUCAUCCUCCGGGAAGCCGAGGCGGGGGAGUGGCGUGCUUGCCACACGGCAGGAGCCACACGAGGCGCCCUUUUCCUCCCCGACCUGCGCCGUCCUUUGGAUCCACAAAUGCUGGUGACCUUGGGGGAGGGGUGCGGUUGCUGAGGGCAGCCGGCCACGGGGUGCUUCCAGGGAACGUGGGUGUGGGCACAGCCAGCUGCACUCUCAGGAACCUAGACGCCUGGUAAGUUCUCCAGUGUAAAGGCUGGUUUGGCCACUGCAGUCAAGUCCAGCCAGGGGUCAGGGUCACCACCAGGCUCAGGCGUGAAAUUCAGGUGAAAUCCUUCAGGUAAGAUUUGUAACUGAGGAAUCGGCCUCACCCCUCCCUCCCUGAAAGAGGCGGAGCUUCCAACAGCGCUGGGGGAGGGGGAUCAAGACCCGAGGGGGCCUCUGGCUGGGAACAGAGGCCUCUCAGAGAAGAGCCCUUAGACUCCCCAAACAAGCGUCCCAGAGUCACAAACCUCCCGGGAAACGAGCCGGACACUUCUUGGCAGAACCGGAAGCGGGAAGGUUUUCUGUGGCUCGCAUGUUCCACUGUUUCCUGCAGAAACUACGGGGGUCCCUCCCCUCCCCAGCGUACUGGCCCUGGAGAAAUGAAGAAGCAGGCGCAGCCUCUCACUGUGGGGUGACAACAGUCAAAGUGCGGUUUAUUGCUGAUCUGACAGACACUUCAACACGAGGAAAUACUACACGCAAAGCGAAUCGAGCUGCCGCCUUGUGAUCCUCUCCAGGCCAAGAUUCUUCCUUCCAGCCAGGCCUCCCUCUUCCCAGGAGGAGGCGGGGGGCUCGAGGAGAGCGCGUUCAGCCCUCCCUGAGGGCUGCCCCCUGCCCCAGGAGCACCAGGUGCCUUUGAUCUGAUCCGAAGAGGGCGCAGGCAGCUCCUAGUUUCUGGGCUUUUUCUGGCUAAGUUGGAGAGGCCUGCGGGAGGGCUGGAAACCUCCCAGGGAUGGGGAGGCAAAGGGAGGAAUGAGGUGGCUGGGCAUGGGGAGGGGCAGCCAGACCAGGGGAAAGAAAAACAGGAAGCAGGAGGGUCACCGCAGGUUCCAGCAGGAACAGACUCUAGGAGGAUGGCAGCACCCGGCCUGUCCCCCUUCCCAGGCAAGGGUCUCGUCCUCAGCGCUCACGGUCACUGACGCCCUAGAGCGAGGCCCAAGGAGAAAGGGGCACUACCCCCAGCCCACCUAAGAGCAUCCUGCUUUGCCUGAGGCCGCACCAGGUCCCAAGAAGGCCACGAACAGGUGAUGUCUUCCCCAUGUCCCCAACAGCCAGCACAGACUGUGUUCUAGUCACCUCUAACCUCAGACCACGAGUCCCAGGGGCAGGGGAGGCCCGGCCCAAACAAACACCCCUUCCCGUAGCCCUGCUUUCUGGUGUGUUGCACACAAACUCACAAAAGAUCUAACUCAGAAUAUUAGAAAUGCUCCGUGUAUUUCCUGAAGAGCUGUGGCUCAGGCCUGCUGGGUCCUGGCUGCUCUGAGAAGUUCCUGUUGCAGGUAACUAGGCUCUCGUCCGGGAAGAACUGCUCCGGUCAGCCCCGGUCAGCCCUGAGCCCUUGCGCUCAGCGAGGGCUGGGCCUUCUCAGAGGCUCCUCAGCCACGAGGCCCAGGCCUGGCCGUCAGCCUCCCCGCUGGACCCCUCGGGCGCGGGGGUGGUAGUGGCUAGUAGUUGACGAGUGGAGCCGCGUAGCUGCCAUCCUUUUUGUCAAGCUGCAGGAGUCAAAGGUGAGGGGGCUCGGUGGCCACGGCCAGGAGUGCCUGACAUGCCUUGCGCCGGGCCCCAGGCACCCCGCCGCUCCUUGGCCCCUGCCCCUUCCCUGGCACGAGCCCUUGGCACCUGCCGUGCUCCCUGCGUUGCUGGGGCCGCGUGUCUGCCCCCACUGGUCAGUGGCUUCUGACCGUCCCCAAGGCCCGCUGCCCCACAGGCCAGUGAGCAGAGGCCGGGACAGCACUCCUGGGGCCCCUCUGCUGUCACCCCCCACCCGCACUGACUCCCCGCACCUGCUGGUCCUGCCUGGGGGCCACGCUGGGCUUCUGGGCCAGGGGCGGCUUCUUGGAGGUCCCACCGCGGGGGGCAGCGCUGGGCCGGCCGGGCUCAUCCGCACCGGGCGUCCCCACGGCCCCGGCCAGCAUGUAGUGCUGCUUCCGCAGCUCGCCCAGCCGCACGCGCUCCACCUCCAGCGUCUUCUCCAGCUCCAGGACCCGCACCUGCAGCCCGGUGCGCGGCCGCUCAGCAGGCCCACGGCCGCUCAGCAGGCCCACGGCCUCGCCCCAGGGGCCCUCCCGCCUUCCCGGAGCUCAGCCGCGGGAGAGGGACGGGGGUAGGAGGGGGGACUGGAGAGGGACAGCCGAGGGCGCCCACCUGGGUCUCCAUCUCCUGCUUCUUCAGCUUGAUGAGGGAGAGGCCGGAGAAGUCCAUGGUGUCUGCGGCCAGAGGGGAAUGGGUAAGCAUCUGGGCACCCGCCCCCAGCCCGGCCGCUGCACCGGGGCCCCAGCACUCGCCUCUGUCCUCGAUCUGCUCCUGGCCCGACCUGGUGGAGGCCACCACGCUGGCGGCCAUCUCAUUGACGGCGCGUGAGCAUUCCUGCAGGCGACGCAGGUGUGGGCUGUGCUUGUCGGCCUUCACCUGGGGGGGCAGGACGGCCUGCUGGCUGCACCACCCCCAUGCCCACGGUCUCCCCGCCGCACGUGGUGCCGCCGCCACAGUCGGGAGCCCAGGAGCCCGAGGGGAGGCUCACCUUGGAGGCCGCCACCAGCUGGGCUGUGCUGGCCGCGAUCUCGUGGGAGCAGACGAUGAGCUCCUCGUACUUGCCCGUGUGAAGCACCACCCUGUCAGCUGACUCCCUGGGGGCAGAGCCAGGCAGGGCCUGGGUCUCCGACCCCCUGGACGGCAGGCCGCCUCAACACCCCUCCCCAGACCCUGAGCACCACACACCCUGCUGCCCCCCCGACCUGAGGCAACAUACACCAGCUGCGUGGCUCCCCAGCCCACGGCCUUGGAGGCGGAGAUGAGGCCUUCCGUCCACCUGGAAUUCUUGGCGUAAAAUUCCUGCUGCGUGGCUGCCCCCUAGUGGUGACAGGAGGGCGGGGUGGACCAGUCAAGGACGUCCUGGGUGGCAACAGAUCCCCGCGGGUGGGCCCUCCUCCCCUCACCCCGGCCACUAGGGCGCAUCCCUGGGCCGUGGAGGAUUGGUCUGGGAUUCCCAGGUGCGCUGCAUGCACUGGGAGGGCCUGUCAGCACUGCACACUCGGGUGUCUUAUGCCCAAGAAGAGUCCCGUGGUCGGCUUAAGCCACGGGGCGGGUGAUCCGCGACCGAGAGGGCUCUGGAGUCAGGCCCCUUUCAGGAACCUGUCCCUCGAUGGCCUAGCUGUGCAGCCUGCCCGCUAGGGAGGGAGUCCCACCUGGCCCCGUGAGACCAGCGGCCCAGCUCACCCUGCCGCUCUCCACGAUCUCCUUCUGCAGGCUCGUGGAUGUUGUCACCAGGAGCCGGAUGGCCUGCCAAGACCAAGACGUGUGUCAUUCUUGGGGGCCCGGCCAGGCACGGGGCCCACCCUGGGUCGCAGCCAGCCACUCACCUUCAUCAGGUCUGUGCAGGAGUUGAGGAUCCUGAGAGGAGCAGAAGGAGGCCGUCUGGCCGUCGCACAGAGGCUGAGUGCGGAGGGGGGUGCAGCCCGCACUCAGCCCAGCGCCCCCGGGGCUCCUGCACCCUGGUCCUCACCUCGAUUCUCCGCACCGCAUCUUCGAUGGCCGCAGACGUGGCCGCCAUCUCCUUGUCCACCACAGCCCCGAGUUCCUCCUGACGCACGUCCAGGAUCUUGGGCUUCAGCUCCUGGGGGAUGAGGGAAUCCAGGAGUCAGAGGAGGUGGAUUCCACCUCCCGCCACCCCACAGAGCCUGGGAGCGAGACUGGGGCUGCCGGGCCCUAGAGAGUAGUGCUCUGUACCCACCCACCCCGUGUCCCACAGCUACACGUUCUACACGUGAGCACCUAUUCAGCCCAAACUGGAAGGAGGCGCAGAGAAGCUAGGGACCCCAGCCCAGCACCACCGCCCCCCUGCAGACCCUGACCCACACUUGGCAUCCCGGCUGCACACCUCACCUGGCCCAGCUGAAGGAUGCUCUGCAGGGGGGUCUGCACCAGGCUGGGCUGGGCCUGCAGCAGAGCCUGCUGAUCCUGCAGCUGCCUCACGAGCUCCAGCGCCCGCACUCCACAUUCCCUGCAGGUGUCGAUCAGGCCUGGGGGGAGAGGGCUGAGGGAAGCCAGUGCCGAGAACCCGGGGAGACCCUAGCUGGGUCUGACGCCAGGACCUAUCAGCAGCCGCCCCCCUUUCCCAGGUCCACGGGGAGGAGCUCGUGUGACAAGCCCAGGGCGCACUUACGGUCAGCAGGGUCAGUGGGGGCCAGGUGGGAGGUGGCACUGCCAUGGACGAUGGUGUCCGCGGCCAGGUGGGAGAACCGGGUCAGGGCUGCCACAAGGGCAGAGGCGUCUACGCGGGAAGAACAACAACCCUCAACGCUGCUGCUCUGGAACAGGCCCCGGUGGUGCCUCUCCUGCCUGGCAAGCCCACACAGGCUCCAGUACCCCAGCUCUCGGUGGGAGGGGGCCGGGCCAAGGUCACGCAGCUGGAAAGCAGCAUCGCAGGAACCACCCCCGGGUCUCUGUGACCCCUGGCCCGAAGGGCUGAUCUCUGGAACCGGGCUGGGGCUUACUGGAGAGGCGCCUGUGGUGGGAAACCGCCCUGAAAGCAGGAGGCGGCAAUGGCCCGUGGGCCCGGGUCACCACCGCUGGCGGCCUCUGCCCUGCCCAGGCCGGCCCCAGCUGCACUCACCUGCCCUGGAGAUCAGGUAUUGGGCGUGGCCCUUCUCCAGGGUGCUCACGGCAUCCAGGGCAGCCUGGGCCCUGCUCACCAGGUAGUCUGCCAGCACAGGGAGAACCGGUGAGGGGCAGAGCCUGGCCUGAGGCCCCGGCACCCUCCUGCCCACCUCCCUCAGGGUGGGUGGGUGGGUGAGGAGGGAAGAGCAACGCCCGAGCGCCUGCCGCCGCGGCCCUACCCGGAGAGCUGGUGCAGCGCAGGUGCAGGGGGUCGUCUAGCUUGCCCACGGCAUCCUGCAGGAUGCGCUCGGCCUCGGCAGCGGUGCCCCGCAGCAUGGCGAACUGCUCAUCCAGCAGCCUGCGCUGCAGCCCCUGCUCCUGAGACUCCUGGUGGGAGAAGGUGAGGCAGCGGUGAGCCAGCCAGGCCCCAGCGGAGACCCUCGCUGGGGAGGGGGCUUUAGCGAGAGGCCCUGCUGCACCCCCUGUGCCUGGGCUGCUCCCUCAGGAGCGGGGCGCGCAGCUCAUGGUAAAAGGGAAUUCUGCCCCAAUUCAGCUGUUACGCAGGGUGAGAGUGCGCAGCAGGGGGGCGGGGCGGGCCCGCACCUUGUCUGCCAGCCGCCCCUGCAGCUCGCCCCUCUCCCUGGAGCUGCGCUGCUGCUCCUGGUCCAGCGCCGCCUCCUUCUCCCGCACCAGGCUCUGGGCUGCCACCAGCUCAGCCUGCCGCUGCCGCAUUUCGCUGCUCAGUGUGUCCUUCUCCGCACUCAGCGUAUCCAGCCUCGAGCUCAGCUCCAACCCGCUCUGUGUACACCUGGCUGGUGAGCAGGGCUUCCAGAGGCCCCGCCCGCCCCCAUCCCCACCCAAAUCUACAGACCCUCCCUAGGGCCACAGGAGACUGAAGGCUGGCUGAGGGCCCAGGAGCGGGUCCUGUGCCCAGUAUACUUCCUGGGGCUGGGUCAGAGCCACACCCCAAGACCAGGGCAAGCCGCUCUAAACCACGCCCCGCUCCGUGGCAGCCCGGCCUGGGAGGGCCCACACCUGCUCCGCGUGGCUCAGGGCCGCCUGCGCCCGCACCAGCUCUCCCGCCUUGGCCUCGAGCUCCCUCUUGAGCUUCUCCAGCUGGUCACUCUGCUCCUCCAGCUACGACGGGAGGGGACAGGACGUCACGGGGGCAAUGGAGCUGGGGGGUCACUGGGGUCUACGGGGCAGGGCCUGUGAUCACGGGACGCACCUUCAUCUCUGACUCCCGUUUCACCUGCUCCACCUGGAAGGCCAGCUGCUCCUUCACCCGCGCCACCUCCUCCUGGCUCUGCUGUGUCACCGUCAGCUGCUUGGCCGUGUCUGCGUUCUGCACCGGCGGGGACCAGGGACAGGCUCGGCUGGGCUGCGCUCGGGGUCCCCUCCUCCCACCGGCCCCCGUCCGCGCCCCCCGGGCCUACCUUCCGGAGCAGCUCGGCGUGCGUGGUGAUGAGCUCGCUGUGCUUUUCCUUCAGCUUGUUGUAGCGCGCCUCGGUGGCGCUGGCCUUCUCUGCGGAGGAGGCGGAGGCUACGGCCGUGACCCCCAGCCCGGCGGCGUACCCCCCGCCCCACCCUGCCGCCCCGCCCACGCACUCUCCGCCUCCUCUCGCAGCCCCUGGUGGCGCUCGCCCUCCAGCUGGGCAGCGCGCAGCCGGGCCACCUCGUGGCGCAGCUGCUCGUUGUCCACCAGGGCCUUCUGCUUCUGCUUGCGCUGCUCCUCCAGCUCGGCCUCCAGCGCGUUCACCUGGCCCUUCAGCUGCGCCAUGUACCGCUGCGCCUGGGCGGCGGGAGGGUGGGGUGUAGGUCCCCCGCGCGGGGCAGCCGCCCGCCCCUGCGCCGCCGCCCGUGCCCCUCACCUCCAGCUGGAUCUUGUCCAGCUCCGUGCGGAGCGUCUCCACCUCCCUCUUCAAGGUCUCUAUCUGGAGGUCCCUGGGGACAGAGGUCAGGCGGGGUCUUCCCCAGCCCGCGUGGUCUUCCCCAGCCCGCGUGGUCCCGGCGUUCCAGUUCACUCAACCGGGACGAUCAGGGGACCCGGGCACGGCCACUGGUCCUCUCAUCAGCACCCCCUCGGGGUUUGAGCAUCUCAGGUCUGUGUCCCCAGACAAGAUCUUUCGGGAUCACAGUUCCCGGAAGGCUGUUUCCCACGAUGGUGGGCUCCCCCGGCCCUCACCUGUCGUCUUUCAUGGAGCCAUUCGGGGGUCCAAAUGUCUGCUCAAAGAGGUCAGCCACCACCUGCCACGGCAAAGCACGGUGACCCCCGCCCCUAUUCCCCCAGGCCAGGAGGGAGUCCCAGGUGCCCCCAGCGAGGAGGGGGCGGCUCACCGCUGGUUCCGCGGCGGGGGGCCCCGAGCCGAUCUCGAUGAGGUUCUCGGGCUCCUCGUCCUCGGGGGCCUCCUCGGGAAUCACCACCACCGGCUUGAUGUGCUCGGCCAGCGCCGAGGCCCGCAGGAAGUUGGGGGGUCCCUGAGGGGGCAGCGGGUGAAAGCGACCCAGCGCUCCCCCCAGCAGAAGGCCCUCCCUCUGCCGCUCCCACAGCCCACACGAGGCCCCACAUGGCGCCCAGCCAGGCGGCCACGGUCCUCAAGCCCAGAGCCCAGGGCAGAACAGGGCUGCAGGCUGGCGGCGGCCGCUGGAGGGCGCAGGUACCUCGGGCAGCCGGGGGAUCUGGAUGAGCCGCUUGAAGUAGAGCAUGUCAGAGGCUCUGCGGAAGAAGUUUCUGAGGCUGCGGGGACGGGGACGGAGGCGAGAGGUCAGAGGAGCCAGGCCCCAGCCCGGUAGCCCCAGCACACGCCGCCACCCUCCACCCGGCCCAGGCUGGUACCUGUGAAACUGCUCAUGGAACCGGUCCCGGUGGCCUUGCAGGGUGUCUGCCGGGAGGCCUGGGGGCAGAGAGGUGUAAGGGGACUCCCUCCUCGCUCACUGCUGUGCCCGAGACUUCAGAUCUGCUCCCUCCCUUCCCCCUCCCUGCUCCUCCACGUUCUAGAAACCAUCACAGAUUAGACAGAUUACCUGCCACCUGGCUGCGUCCCACCCACCAUCAGGAGGGCCCAAAGAACCCCCUAUGAGGAGUUCAGCUCUCGACUGAGUGAGGGAAGGAACCGGUGAGUGGGACGGGCAGAACCCUGACCACAGCGCACCGCACGUGGGCUCUGCUGGUCCGUCAGGUCGCCCUCCCUCGAGUUUGCCCAAGGUUGACACUGGAGCAGCUCACAGACCCCAGCCAGCAGCCCAGACCCUUUCUGAGCACUAAGGAGCCACCACGUGCCUCCCCCAGUCCUCCCCGCCAGCCCAGUGCACACCCCGCUGCCGCCUCCAAGGCCAGGCGGUUAAGAGAACUGCAAACACGUAAAACUACGUGGCUCUUCCCAUUAAAUCUUUGUUUUGGAAAAUAGUGAUUUUUUUUUAUAACAAGUAUGUUAUUUAUGUUAGUGGGUAAUGAGUUUAUUCCUGUUAUGUUUAAUUAAUAAAUAUCUUAAAGACUG
Molecule: messenger RNA, 11866 nt
Organism: Lagenorhynchus albirostris (white-beaked dolphin)
Lineage: Eukaryota; Metazoa; Chordata; Mammalia; Artiodactyla; Delphinidae
Gene: VPS37B
Product: VPS37B subunit of ESCRT-I
Exons: 6
Coding region: 66-935 (289 amino acids)
Biological process (GO): protein targeting to membrane; protein targeting to vacuole; ubiquitin-dependent protein catabolic process via the multivesicular body sorting pathway
Cellular component (GO): ESCRT I complex
Source: RefSeq, a predicted model, not a curated record